UCACUAUGUUCCUGUUAAUGCUGCUCACAUUGGAUGCCCACCUGAUGCAUCACUUGGCAGUCAGGUACACCUCAGUGAUGACUCGUCAGCGCGCUCUCUGUGUGGUUCUGCUCUGCUGGGUGGGCUCCGUUCUCUCCUCUUUCGCCCAGUUCAUCGGCUCAGAUGUCCUCGACACCUGGAAGAACGGUGGGGCUGACUCCGGCACUGCUGGCCAUGAGCUGCAUGACAACUUGACCACCUCUCUACCUACUCUAACCCCUCCCCCGCCCCCUAAAUAUCACUAUGUACGCAAAGUAAUAGGACAGUACCUUCCAUAUGGAGGCUUCUUGUCGAAGUUUUAUGUGGAAGACAUGCACAACUUUACCUAUGCUGAGUUUCACAGCAGCCACUGGGGAGCGUGUGCUCCUGAUACAAUAUUAAGCCCUGAGUUUUUGGUCUAUGUCCAUGGUAUGACUGUGUUUAUGCUCCCGUUGGUUUGCCUGCUGGCUAUCUACCUUGAGCUGCUGUGUACCAAGCCCAGUAACACUCCUUUUAGCCAUGCAGACCCCCCUAAACAAGACUCCAGUCGGGUUCGUUCCCUUGCUUUAUCUCUGUCUCUUUUGGUGGUGCUGUGCCUGCCAUUGCACAUCAUCCAUGCUCUCUUGCUUUUCCAACCCAAUACCAAUCUCCCUGCCUGGGCUCAUGCAGUCACCGCUUUCCUCUUCCAGCUGUACAGCCUCGUACCGCAGAUCCUCUUCACUCCUCCUAGGAAACAGGAGGGGGAAGAACGGGCGUCCUUUCCUGUCUCGGCCCCCCACCUUCCACCUGCAAUAGCAUCAGUUAGAGGAAAAUCUGUGCGAAUGGCUCUGUGUGAAGCAGUGCAGGCAGCUCCAUGGGCGUCAGCCAAACACUCACUUAAAGCCAAAGUGUGCCCAGAGGUCUGAAAUCUUAACACAAGACUUAGGUGGUUGUUGUCAAUGUAAACAUUUGUCAUAAAUUUAAGUUAUAGUAAGUAAAUUCAUUUAUUCCAUGUUUUAGGUGCAGAAGACAAAACUAAGGCAAGCAGCUCACACGCCAAAGAAUAAAUACAGCAUGUUUGUUGUUGGCUUUUUAACUCUAAUCAACAACCCUGUGUUCACAUGUUAUGAAUAACUCUGCAAUUGAAAAGGCCAGUUAAUUACCAGGUCCCAUACCAAAUGUCAGUACGAAAAAAUUAAGUCUCCAGAUGAUGACUGCCAUCCUGAUCACAGAUGUCUUGUUUUCUCUCGCUGCUUGUCCUGUGGGUCUUAUUCUAAGCUUGUUCUAAGUCUCUGCUAAGCCAACCACCGGUAAUGUAGAUGUAUGAGUGACAGCAUUUAAUUAAACAUUUGGUAAUAACAUAGUGGCCCAGUGAGGAUGCAGCAAUGUAGGUGAAACAUCAUUAACCUGGUGGCU
Molecule: messenger RNA, 1413 nt
Organism: Notolabrus celidotus (New Zealand spotty)
Lineage: Eukaryota; Metazoa; Chordata; Actinopteri; Labriformes; Labridae
Product: adenosine receptor A1-like
Exons: 2
Coding region: 6-923 (305 amino acids)
Biological process (GO): G protein-coupled receptor signaling pathway
Cellular component (GO): membrane
Molecular function (GO): G protein-coupled receptor activity
Source: RefSeq, a predicted model, not a curated record